AUGGGGACGGGUUUCGAAAGAGGCGACAAGGUAGUGACGACGCCUCCGAAGCGCGAGGCUCUACGGGCCGCUCCGAUGCGAGGCCGAUUUCAUGUAGGCUUCGACGGUUGGUCUGGGCGGUGCGCAAGCCGUGCCGACCCGAGAGCCGAGUGCUUAGGGCGCGCGUCCUCGGCCAGCCGGCUGCUGCUCCUGCUGCUGACGCUCCUCAGGGACUGCGCCGCAUUCUCCGCGGAGGAAGCAGCCCUUUACACCCAAGUCGUGGGCUCCAGGUACACCAAAUCUUCGCCACCGCAGACAGCUGACAACAAGACCGAAGUCUUCAUCCAACUCGAAGUGACGUUUGUGGGCGACAUCCGGGUUGGGGAGCUGGGUGGCUUCCAGCUGCACGCCUGGGUGUCGCUGCUGUGGCGCGACUCGCGCGUCAACGUCGAGCUCCUGCGACAGCUGGGCCAUCGCAUCAUGCCCGAGUUCCUGGCGCGCAGCGUAUGGCGUCCCGGCGUCGUCUUCGAGGGCGUCGGUGAAGUGACCCGCUGGGACGAGCCGGACGUCUUCGUCAGGGAAGACGACUUCUUGCUUUCCCGCCAGAGAGCCGUAUUCCAGGUCCUGUGCUUGGGCCAGCGGGACAACUUCAUCCUUGGCGUGACCGUGUGCAGCCUGGCGGUCAAGCUGCUCCACGAUGCCGACAGCUUAGCCAGCCUCGUCUGGAUCGGUAACGAGACGGCGAGCCCACUGCGCGGACAGUACGAGAGCGUCGUCGUGCACGCGGAUGUGCGACCGCUCGUCUACACGCUCGUCAAAGUCGAACCUGUCCAAUGCGACGACGCGUCCGCCGUCGGCAGCGCUCCCGCGAUUGCGGCCGACUUUCACUUCUCCAAGGUGACGUGGUCGUUCCUGCUGUCCACCUACGUGCCGUCCACCAUGGUGGUUGUCGUCUCCUGGAUCGCCUUCUGGGUGGACGCCGGCGCGGCCGCCUCCCGGGUCACGCUGGGCGUCGCCUGCUUGCUCAUGCUGGUCGCGCAGGUCGGCCACAACCGCAUCGCCAGUCCGCACGCCACCCAGCUGCAGCCUGGCGACGUCUGGUUCUUCGUCAGCGCCGUCGCCGUCUUCUGCAGCCUCCUGGAGUUCGUCCUGGCCCACGGCUCCCAUCGCGACAAGGCCAGGGCGCAGGGUGUGGGCGCGGCCGCGUCCGCCGUAGCCGAGCCCCGCUACCGUGUCUACCGCAAGCCGCCCACCAUGAACACGCUGACGAUCAUGUGCGACGCGGCAAGUCAGACGGAGCGCUCGUACCGCGCCUACCGGGCGAACGAGCUGGACGUACUCGCCAGGGUCAUCUUCCCCAUCGCGUUCAUGCUCGUGGCGUCCAUAUAUUUCUUGUGGUACGCGGCAUCGUACUAGUGAAAAUAGCGUGGCGAACGCAUCUUUCUGCGCCAUCUUGACACGUGUGCUUUAACACUGCAAAAAUAUUGUAUUUUGUUAAAUGUGUUAAAAAACAUAUUUCAUUGAAGGUUCCAACUUUAUAUACACCGUGGUCGCACUUUGUUUAUGAAUGUAUCCAACAGUUAAAGAAAAGGUAAACACACUUUGAACAUCAAAUGCAGUGUUGUUUUCCUUUUUGUUUGUAGUCUUCCGCUGCUUUGUAUUUCCUUUAUAUUUGACCCGCUCCUAACAAAGAUGUACGACGAAUUUCAAGCCUUUCUCACCGUGUUUUUCAUGGUUCGUGGAUCGAACGCGUGCUUUAGAUGAGGUUUGAUACAUGCUUUCGGCGAAUCGUCAUCGCAGUCUUGUGCUCACUGUUGCUCAUUUAGAAUUGCGAAACUUUGUGAACGGGGUGUUGUAUUUUGUACGAACGGAAAAAAUAUUGCGAAUAAAAGCGCUCUGCUACACAAAUAGACCUUAACUAAACGCAGUGCACGUAUUCACGUGCAUCGUUCCACACUUCAAAUGGCCUCGCUUUAUUGGGUUUGUUCUUUAAGAUGUACUUUACAAUAAACUAUUUCAUCUUGGUUUGUAGCGACCUGCGUUGAUAUCUUUACUGCGACACCAUAGCAGAAAUCUAUUACGUUCAUUUUCUGGUACGUCCUUU
Messenger RNA from Rhipicephalus sanguineus (brown dog tick), 2083 nucleotides. RefSeq names its product glutamate-gated chloride channel. Lineage: Eukaryota; Metazoa; Arthropoda; Arachnida; Ixodida; Ixodidae. Gene Ontology annotation, molecular function: transmembrane signaling receptor activity; extracellular ligand-gated monoatomic ion channel activity; neurotransmitter receptor activity. Gene Ontology annotation, biological process: regulation of membrane potential; chemical synaptic transmission; monoatomic ion transmembrane transport. The record is from RefSeq and is a predicted model, not a curated record. Bases 1 to 1395 code for a protein of 464 amino acids. The transcript has 4 exons. Gene Ontology annotation, cellular component: synapse; membrane; neuron projection.